Molecule: messenger RNA, 2065 nt
Organism: Eriocheir sinensis (Chinese mitten crab)
Lineage: Eukaryota; Metazoa; Arthropoda; Malacostraca; Decapoda; Varunidae
Exons: 3
Coding region: 51-374 (107 amino acids)
Source: RefSeq, a predicted model, not a curated record
AACCCCCUAGCAAGCAAGCCCCAACACCAGCACACCAGCACACCAGCACAAUGGGUUCCGGCGAUGGUUCUGGCGGGUCGACGGAGAGCACGGGCACUGGUGGGAUCCUGUGGCAGAUCAUUUGGCUCAUCCUGCUGGUGCUGGCGGCCGUGUGGGUCUCCUGGUUCUGCGCCUGGUGGUACACGCUUCUCAUACCCUUCACCGUGUGUCUGCCGCCCCUUGCCGCGGUAACAGACGUGCUCCUACGGGGGGUCCAGCUCACCUUCGUCUGUGCCAAGAACCUGAUUGAGGCCAACACCUUCGCCGAGGCCUGGAACACCUACCCCUCCGCCGUCCCGCCCACGGUGCUGGUGGUGACACAGAGCUCAGGCUAGGCCCUCGGAACACAGGGGCUGACGGGGUGUGUAGGGGGGCUGCAGGAGUACAAGUAGGGUGUUGAAUCUCCUAUGUAGGGUAUCUGAAUUUGUAACUCCUUCUGUUUCUGUUUCUGGUACCAUUUUUGUUUGUUCGGUACAUUUUUCUUUAAUUCUUCGAUAUGUGUAUGUUUUUUUUGGUACUUUUUGUCUGUCUGUUGGUACUUUUUCCUUCUGUUUAUCUGUUUCUCUGGUACUUUUUAUUAAUAUGGUACCUUCUCUCUCUCUCUCUCUCUCUCUCUUGGAAUGAGACUAUAUUACUACUAUUACUACUACUACUACUACUACUACUACUACUACCACCACCUACCUGCCAUGCCUCUACUAUUCACUGUGUUCCAACUUUAAUGUUUUUACGAGAGGAUUAUUAUUUUUAUUUACGUAAUGUGUUGUAUACAUAUUAUAUAUCAUUAUUAUUAUUAUUAUUAUUGCUGUCUGUUCCGUAUUAUGUAAAAAAUGUGCCAAGUUCUGUUAUAGCCGCUUAAUUUUAUGCUUAUAUAUUGUUUUAUCUUUAUUUUUUUAAUUGCGAAGGUGACCGAGGUAGGAGAUGUAUGUGUGUGUGUGUGUGUGUGUGUGUGUGUUUUAAUUCUUCACUGGUUUGGCUACAGAGCGUUGUGUGUAUAUGUGUGCGUUUCAACUCCUCUGUGUCUUGUUAUGUGUGUGUGUGUGUGUGUGUGUGUGUGUGUAUCUUAUCUGUGUGUAUGUGUGUGUGUGUGUGCGUGUGUUUUAAUUCUUCACUGGUUUGGCUACAGAGCGUUGUGUGUAUAUGUGUGCGUUUCAACUCCUCUGUGUCUUGUUAUAUGUGUGUGUGUGUGUGUGUGUGUGUGUGUCUUAUCUGUGUGUAUGUGUGUGUGUUUUAAUUCUUCACUGGUUUGGCUACAGAGCGUUGUGUGUAUAUGUGUGCGUUUCAACUCCUCUGUGUCUUGUUAUGUGUGUGUGUGUGUAUCUUAUCUGUGUGUGUGUGUGUGUGUGUGUGUGUGUGUGUGUGUGUGUGUGUUCGUUCUUCCGCUGGUUGUGACAAAUGUAAAAUGACCUGAAACUGCACAAGCCUCGCCUCGACAAAGCUUAACUAAUCUGUCUUUCCGUCGCACGCACACCACCGAAACAAAAGCUUAACCCUUUCCAUCCCUGACGCAGACGCCGGCAUCACAGCAUGGAAAGGUUCAAGAGGAAAUGGAAGAUGGUUAAUCCUCCUCUAAAUUCCUCUUAAUCCUCCUCUAAAUUCCUCAAUCCUCCUCUAAAUUCCUCUUAAUCCUCCUCUAAAUUCCUCAAUCCUCCUCUAAAUUCCUCUUAAUCCUCCUCUAAAUUCCUCUUAAUCCUCCUCUAAAUUCCUCUUAAUCCUCUUUCAUUUCCUCUUAAGAAGUUUAGAAGAGGAUUAAGAGAAAAUGGAAGAGGAUUAAGAGGUUUAGAAGAGGAUUAAGAGAAAAUGGAAGAGGAUUAAGAGGUUUAGAAGAGGAUUAAGAGGAAAUGGAAGAGGAUUAAGAGGUUCAGAAGAGGACUAACGAUGAUGCCGGAGUGAAAGGGUUAAUGUCUAUAGUCAAACUUAUGGAUCUAUAUUCAAAACUAGACAAUAUAUUUAAACCCAGACAUCUAUACUUAAACCCAGACAUCUAUAUUCAAAUUUAGACAUCUAUAUUUAAACCUAGAUGUCU